UACAACCGUGACGAAGGAAAAUGAGAUAUCUCAAGAAAACGAAGUUAGAGAACGCUGUUCAAAAAUCAACUAUUCUUAUGACCAGAAGAUUCCUGAUAACAUGUUCAGAAACAGCCUUCUACCACUAAAAAAGUACAAUGUUACGUUUUGUAGAGUACCAAAAGGGGCAUCAACAUUUUGGACACGACUAUUGGUGUGUUUAGAGAGAGAUUUAUGGAAACCACCUUUUGUGUUUAAACCAAAUGAUGGCAGUGUUAAAUUAAAAAAUGACUUUAGUAAGUUUUCAGUGCGAAAGGCAUAUGAAUUAGUGAAGAAUACAAAAAAUGUUAUGUUUAGUAGAAAUCCCUUUUCAAGAGUAUUUUCGUUCUACGUAGAUAAACUAUUUUCUCCAAAUCCAUUUUAUUGGAAUGAUCUUGGUAUUGGAAUAACUAAACGAAGCCGAGGAAUUGCAACAUGUGGACAUGACGUGACAUUUAAUGAGUUUGUUGAUUAUAUUAUUAAUACUCCAUCCAGAAUGAGAGAGUACCAUAUCAUGCCAACCAAUGACAUUUGCCGUCCGUGUAAAAUUCAUUACAGCUUUAUUGGCAAAAUGGAAAAUUUUGAAAACGAUGUUUCUAGAAUACUUAAAGAAAUCGGUGCGGAGUCAUAUCCUUAUUUUACAGAAAAUUUUAAUAAAGAAUAUACAUCGGACGCUAUCUAUGAUAUUGUACAAGCUUAUUUUGAAAAUCGAAGGGAUUCAGAUAAAUGUAUAGACCGCCAUACUGGAAUUAAACGUGUUUGGCUAAAGUUGCAAAUAAGAGGAAUAAUUUCACAAACAAUCAAAGUUCCUUUCACAUCGAAAGAAUCAUUGAGUCUCUCUCUUCCGAAAUUACUCAAGAGUAUUAUCAAAGCACGUGAUAUAUCGGAAAAGGUAGACAUGAAAGCCCAAAAGAAAAUGUAUAUUACACAGGCAUACUCAAUUUUACCGUUGGAUACCAUGUUUAAGCUCCAAUCAGUAUACAAAAAGGAUUUACAAAUAUUCAACUAUGAACUCUUUCCUAAACAUUUGUUUGGACAAAGAGGAAACAGUACAAUAGAUAUAUUUUGUUUAAAAUAAGAAACUUAAAAAAACGCAAUUGAUAUUACAAUCGAUAAGUCUUCUUCCAUGGAAAUAAUUUAAGGCGAAGUGUCUUUUAUCAACUACUCCACUAUUAUGAAUAAAAAUAUACAAUUAGCUUAAUACCAUCUUCGCUAGCCAAGGAUCAACUCCCGCUCUCUUCGCCCUUGGCGGAUUGAGAUAAAAUUUCGGAGACACAAUGUCGUUUUUUAUUGGUUGCAGUCAAAACUCGCUGCAUCCAAUCAAAAUGCGCCUACUGACAUGAUCACGUGUAAAUGUAGAAAGUGUUUGUAAACAAUUGCCACGUGUUUUUUGUGCAACAAGUCCGUACAUUCCUAAACAUACGACUAUACUUAGUGAAAGCUUGAAGGUUUGUAAUCAACAAAUAGAAGUUCCUGUGUAUGUUUCAUGCACAAAUGCAUGAAUGUUGACGUAUAUUUUCAUUUCCGGAUUUACCAAGGGUGUAGAACCUAGACGCUACCGUGCUUUUACCUCCAAAUUGAAGAGUUCAAGUGCUACCAUUGGUCAAGAAUUAUGUAUUCGGAAUUGGAGUGAUUAUUAUCUUCCGAUAGAUGGCGCAACAUUGCUAAUACAAAUGUUGGCUCAAUCCGCCAAGGGUGAAGAGAGCGUGAGUGGAUCGUAAGCCUUGGCUAGCGAAGAUGGCUUAAUACUAAAAUUUAUGAUAAAAGAGAUGAUUUUUCAUUUCCUAUCGUUAAUUAUCCAUCUUUAGAUGGUGACGUUCCCUUGUCACCAUCUUACGGUGUUUAUAUAUCUCAACUUGUACGAUUCGUUCGUGCAUGUAACGAUGUUUUA
This is a messenger RNA of Mytilus trossulus (common blue mussel), 1909 nucleotides long. Its product is annotated as carbohydrate sulfotransferase 11-like. Gene Ontology annotation, biological process: carbohydrate biosynthetic process. The coding region runs from base 101 to 1096 and encodes 331 amino acids. Gene Ontology annotation, molecular function: sulfotransferase activity. Gene Ontology annotation, cellular component: membrane. The record is from RefSeq and is a predicted model, not a curated record. NCBI's taxonomy places the organism in Eukaryota, Metazoa, Mollusca, Bivalvia, Mytilida, Mytilidae. The transcript has a single exon.